AUGAAUCCAUUGGUUUACUUAGUGAAAGUUGUACGCAAAAUGAAGGAGUUUCUUAUAAGGGUUUUGCGGUUAAACAACUGCAAUUGGCCGGAACUGAGUAGGUACUGUGGUUGCUGUACGCUCUCUACUGGAAUUUAUAUCCGGUCAAUUUUAAGUCUGAUGUUAGUGGUUAUCCUAAUCGUUAUCAAUUCUUAUGGACUAUCGAAAUUAUUUACCACUGCGACUGCCCUGGAUGGCGUAACAGUCACAGUAAUUGGUGAUCGGUUCAACAAAACAAUCACUGAAGAAGACCUCGUUAUGGUCCAAAAUAUAAUGUUGGCAUUGAAGAUCUAUCUAAUCAUAUGGAUUAUUUUGAAGUGUAUAUAUAUUGUUACCAUUUUGGCGGGAUUUUACGCUAUCUUUUUCAAAAAACCCAAGAUUUUGAAAUUUGUUUUCUACACGAUGAUACCGAACUGGAUUUUUGAUAUUAUAAUAUUAGUCGGAGCUAAAACCUUUCUAAUAUUGCCAAUACAAGUAUUAUUCUUCGUCGGUGUAUGUUCCGAGUUCUACAACUUGAUCGCCAUCAACAGUCAAUACAGGCAAAUGGCGUUCAAAUCCCGCAUCGUCCCCGAAGAGCCCCUGACCACUACAUUUACAAGUCAGGUCGAAGCGUGGAACCCAAAUAUAAACGGUGGGUCCCAUUGCCGAACCUGCGUUUGUCCCACACCACCUUACAUGGAAAUCAGAUCUGAAAGAACCACUGUUACCAGCCUCUCAUCACCUGAAACUCCUUCGGAAUCCUUCGAUGUCUUAAGUCAAGAAACAGAAGACAAAGUGGUGAAUUUUAAAGAUGGACCCAUUAUCUACAACCAAGAACAAUUGCAGCCACGUGACGUGCUGUUUGUGAGACGAGAUAGAGAGAGAGAUGAGGGUGAUAUAGAUAAUAGAGAUUUGCGACAUUCGGAUGAAGUAAGGCGAUCGAGAAGACCCAAUUCGCUUGCGCUUUAA
Pieris macdunnoughi is the source of this 987-nucleotide messenger RNA. Lineage: Eukaryota; Metazoa; Arthropoda; Insecta; Lepidoptera; Pieridae. The record is from the annotation of a GenBank genome assembly.